Orbicella faveolata is the source of this 4163-nucleotide messenger RNA. RefSeq lists its product as uncharacterized. Gene Ontology annotation, cellular component: myosin filament; myosin II complex; cytoplasm. Gene Ontology annotation, molecular function: actin filament binding; microfilament motor activity. Lineage: Eukaryota; Metazoa; Cnidaria; Anthozoa; Scleractinia; Merulinidae. The record is from RefSeq and is a predicted model, not a curated record.
GUAGAUCAGGCGUUAACAUAAUAUAAUUCAGUCUUAUGGGGAAUAACACCCAUCUGCACAUUUAAUUGAUCAUGUUACAGAACACAGGCGAGGGGAAUUGCUCAUUAACCAAAAAAAAAAUCUCUCAGUUGUCGUGCUGGGUACUGGCAAAAAAUUUGCACAAUAUCUGUAGCCUAAUUUGUGAUAUACUUUUUGUAUCUUAAUUAAUUAUAUUCAAUUACCACCACCAUUAAGAAUAAAUUCAAAUCUAACCCAACAGAAUCGGCCAUGGACUCCGGGGAGCAAGACCUUGAAUUGACCAAGGACUUGGUAGCCGAGACUUACUUGGACUUCCAAGAAGAUCCACAGCUUGACUUUGACUCUAUUUUCUACGAGAGCGACUUGCGACAGUUGGUUAGAGACCGAGAUGACCUCCGUCUGAGAUGCGAACGGGAAAAGAGAGACAGGGAAUCUCUGGAGAUUAAACUCCAUCACGAAUUUGACCAAAAGAUCCAUUUUGAGGAGAAGCUCUCCGAGCUUUCAAGGAACCUCUCGAGUUACGAGGAAGAGCUACAGACACUCCGGCUCGAGAACAGCCACCUUAAAUCACAGUUCGGACACCUCAGGACAGCCAUACAGACAAGGGUCAGUUCGGGCGCAGCAACGAUGACAGCGGGCGGGUUGGUAGGAGCCUCGCUAGGUAGCAGUGGCGGAGUCUUCAUUACCAGCUCUACAAGCGACAGUUCAGUUGCGGUGAACACUGAGAUGUACAAGCAGGAGGUGGCCCUCUUGGCACAGGAGAACGAGCUUUUUAAACAGAUCAUCGAUUUGAUAGACAAACAGGAAAAUAGCAAAGUCAUAUUGGAGGAAAGAGUGUCUGGAAAUAGCAGCGAAAAACAAAGGUGGCUCGAAGAAGACGUUGUAAGGCUAGAAAGGGAAAAGGCAAAACUCGAAGAUCGUGUGAGGGAAUUAGAAAGAUGUACCCGUGAACAGGAACGACUUCUCGAGGAAGUGAACAAAAAAGCCGAAGAUAAUCUCAGAGAGUACAAGAGAGAGAGUAAGGUUUUAGAAAAUGAGCUGUAUUCCAAAUCUACAGUCGUAGAAAACUACGAACUUCAAAUGUCGCAAAUAAAACAGGCCUACGAGGAAGAAAUUCACCAAGUGGAGAUCAAACUUGAGAUGGAAAUUGCCAGCAACAAACAACUUCAAGAACAAACCCGUCAGCUAGACGAAAACAAUCGUAGGCUAGAGGAAGAAAGGAAAGAAAUACUUCUCAAGAUAGAGGAAGCCUACAAGACGGAAAAUGAAGUUAUUGACGAAAGGACAGCGCUAGAAGAGAGCUACUCACGAGAUGUCAGCGAGCUGCAACGAAAUUUGGAAGAGCAAAUCCAGAGUAAAGCGGAAUUAUCGAUGGAAAUUGAGCGACUGAUGGGCGAAUUGAUAGAAUCUCGCAAACAGAAAAAGGACAUGGAGGCCAGGUUCUUUCAUGAAGCUCAAGAACUGAAGAUCCAAUUUGAGAAAGAAAGAGAACAAAUUGUUUCCUUUCUCAGUGGCCCUGCUGUGAAUCAGGUGAUGAUGCAGUCGAACGGGGCGCAACAAACGCACUCAGGUGCUCAGCUUGUUUCCAGUGAGCCUCGAACGCUGUCAACGGAUGAAGAGUGGAAACGAAAACUGGGCGACGAGGUUCGAAAGAAGGAGAGACUAGAGGAGGAAAACAAGAAACUUUUGUACCAGAUAAACGACUUGCUGGAGCAUAAUAUCGGCGGUGGAGCCUCUAAUACCACACAUAUCAAGCACAGUUAUGAUCGUGACUUGGGUGAAACGUCACAUACAAGCAGUAGACAAAAUUCGAAUGAUCUCGUAGCCGAAAUAAAUGAGCUUAGGGAAAAUUGCCGAGUACUCGAGCGAGAUGUCAAGAAAAAGACGGAAUUGGAGCACAGAGUUACGGAGCUGUCCGAGGAGGUCGAAGAGCUCACUUCUAAGAAAGAUGAAAUGAUCCGUAAACAGAGAGAACUGGUCAAGGAACUGGACAAUUCACUGUCGAGCGUGCAGCAGGUCGAAGAUAAGAACAAACGACUUACCGAGGAUGUUGACAACUUCUCCAGGAAGAUCCGACAAAUGGAAGAGAACUUCAGAAAUGAAAAAGAGGACUGGGUGAGGAAUUACAGCAAAGACAAGACGUCGCAAAUCAACGACAUCGUAAACGAAAGGGAAAUGAUCGAGAAAAAGUACAACGAGCAGGUGAAAAUCAAUAGAAGCAUGGAGGCUGAGAUAAGUUCCUUCGAGACUAAGAUUUAUGACUUGGAAAGAGCAAACGAGCGUCUGGAGAGGAAAAAGAGUGAAAUAACUACUCAGCUAACGGAGGAAAUUAACUUUGAGAGAGGCAGGGCCAAGACUGUGAAAGAUGAACUUGACAAGAGUGUUGAGGUUUUUAAGAAGCAGACGGAGCAACUUGAAACCACUUUAUAUGAGAGGAAACGGAAAUACGAUGAGGAAAUCAGAAUUUUAGAAGAAGAGAAACAACGAAUUCGAAGCGAGUUUGAAAAUGAGAAGGAAACGUACAGACGGCGCUUUGAAGAGGAGCGAAAAACAAUGGAAAGGCGAAUAAAUGAAAUAGAGGAUAGACUUCGGCAACACAACGCGGGCAGUAAUGAACUUGUAACCAAUCAGGUUACUUUGGGUAACGGUGAAUUUAAUGGAAAUCAACCGGGGGUGAGUUCUGCCUCUCAUCAAACGAUAUCCGAUUUGAGGGGCACGAUAGAUGUUUUAAGAAGUGAAAAUAAGGAAUUGAAAGAGACGCUCCGUGACACAGAAAGAAAUCACAGCCGAAAAAUUGAUGAUCUGGAGUACGAGCACGGGCAAAAAAUAAAGAAGUUUAAAACUGAGAUUGAAGAGGAGUUCAGACGUAAAAUAGAUGAUUAUGACAAUCAAAUCGAGCAACUUAAGAAAAUGGGCUCUAGGGAAACCAAAGAUUCAGUUGAAAUGGUCACGUGCCUUAGAAAUACUUCAGAUGUAGCAACUUAUCAAGACGGAGGCGGAGGUAUGGCUGAUCUAGUUAGAGAUCACAAAGAACAGAUGGACGAGCUACGAAGGCAGAUCAAAACUCAAAUGGAAGCCUUUGAAAAUGAGAAACAAAACCUCAAAAGAGAGUUACAAGAAGAGAGGCGAAACUCUACCCGAGGCAGGGAAGGAGAGAGUAGAGUGCUCCAUAACACCAUCCAUAAAUUAAUAGAAGAACUAAAGAAGCUGAAGCGUGACAAGGAGACUCUUCUGAACAAAAUUAAAAAAGAAAGAGGGAACAGCAACAGCCGAAUCGCAGAGAUAAAAGAGACCGUGGCAAAGGUGACGGACGAGUGCAAUAUACUACGAAAAGAGAGAGAAGAUGGCCAAAACGCAACGAACGACCUAAGGAGGAAGCUUAAUGUGACCGAAAGCAAGAUUCGGAGCAUGGAGGAAAAACAUCGGAGAGAAGUACACCAGUUGGAAGUUAAAUUCGAAUAUAAGAAAACGGAGCUUGAGCAAGAUGCAACAAGCAUAGAGAGUCAACUUAGAGGAAGUCUGCAGAUGGAAUAUCGAGUUGCCCUGGACAAAGAAAGGGAGAAAUACGAAGAAACUCUACGUGUACUGAGGAAAGAGAUUACUUCCUUGCAAGAGCAGCGAAAGCAAAUUCAGCUUAAGCUUUCUAGUCAAGGAGUACAAAGCACUUACAGUCUUCUUAUAGACAAAAGUGUAUCUGCAAGGAAGGAAUCGCUCUUUAAAUCUGAGACGGAUCUAGAAAUGAGAUUUUUACGAGGGACAAAACAGAUGGAAGAUAGAAUCUAUGAUCUUGAGCAAGAAGUGGAGUUGUUGAAGAAAGAGAAAUCUGACAUCAAAGUCAGUUACAAGCAAGAGAAAGUUCAGAUGCAAGAAGACUUUGAUCGGGAAAGGGAUCGUCUAGAAGAAAAAUACAAAAGGCGAAUUGUUGAUCUAAAAAGGAGGCUACAGGCAACUACUGCUCAGUUGCAGUCAUCGAUGGUGAUCUCCAAGAAAUUGGUGAGUUUUGAACUUACUUAUCCUCUUAUUUUAAUGUGCUAAAGAUUGAGCUAACAGACGCUCUUUUCUUACUACUUUAAAAUAUCUUGAGUUGUCUUCAGGUCGGGACAAUUUGUCAUGGUGGCUGGACAAAGGUCUUACGAGACUGUCCU